UCUCUCUCUCGCUCUUCGGAAUCCUUUUGUUAAUCAUUCAAAUGUAACUUCUCGAUUAGGGUUUUCGACGAUUCCACUCUUCCUUUUUGUUGGGUAAACGAAAAAAUCGAUUCUUUUGUUAAAGUUUGCAUGCGAAUUUUCACUCUAAGUCUUUUUCAAUGUCUUGUUCUGUCAGGGCGAAAACAAGAUUGGGAAUGGAGUCUAACCCCAGCGUUCACGAGGUUCUCAACACGUUCGACACUCUCUCCGAGAUCCUCCUCCUCUUACCACCUGAGGAGACAUACAAGCUCAUCCUCGUCUCUAAGCGCUGGCUCCAAAUCAUCUCCAGCCCUUUCUUCCGCCACGCCUACCUCGCCAUAUGGAAACCAAACUUCCACCUCAUCGGCUUCUUCAUCUCCAACACCUCCUACGUCGGCAAGAAGCACGUGGAGCGUGUCCGCCGCCCUCGCUCCGAAUCCUCCAUGCCCUUGCUCUCUACCAGCAGUUUAGGCGACGAGGUGGAAACCUCUGGAGCCCUCAAGAAGCUUGGUUACUACAUUGACUCUUCGAACGGUGUGCUUCUCUGUGGACGCCAUCCGAAAGCUUACUACUUGUGGGAUCCGGUUACAAAGAAGCAGCAUAAGAUCCCGAGGCAUAGGGUUCAUUUCGAGGAGGUUUGUAUGUCUUUGAUCACCGAGGAUUGUCCUGUUGAAGGUUUUAGCUACAAGGUGGUCCGUGGGGAGUGUGUAUCUUAUGCGGCGCAUAGUAGUAAGGUGAGAGUGGAGAUUUAUUCUUCUAAGACCACCACGUGGAGCUACUCUGAGCUGGCUUGCAAUGAGGCGGUGUCUCUCACUCCUUGGACUGCAGGGAGAGUGAUUAAAGGUGUGGUGUAUUGGCACGCCACGGGAGGUAAAGUUGCCAUCUAUGACACAGAAGAUGAGGAGAAAAGGAUCGAUGUGAUAAAGCUUCCCAAGACGUUUAACUACGAUGAGCAGGUUCUGGGAGAAUCCUCUGACGGGUGUUUGCAAUACGGAUGGAGUAAUAAGUCUGUGAUGGAGAUAUGGAAGCUGGAGAAGGUAGGCGAGGUUCUUGAGUGGACCAUUCAGUUUAAGGUGAAUUUCAAGGCCAUGUGGAGGUUGAACCCGGUGGAGUCUGCGAGGUUCAGCACUAGGACUAAAGAGACGCAGCUGCUUGCGUUCUUCAACCAAAACUCGGACUCGGUUUUCAUCAGAUGCGACUCGCACAUCUGCGUGUUUGACACGAAGACUCAGAGGGUUGAAGAGGUUCAGUACCAAGGACGUGGGUCUUCGUUCGUUUGGGAUUACUGCAAAGUCUUGCCUUACUUUCAGCUAUCUUGGCCUUGUUCUUCUUCUUCUCUGCUGGAAGAAGGAAACAUCUGAAGAUCGAAACUGUGAUGUCCCUUUCCGCAGUAAUAAGUAGCUUAUGAUAAUAAUAAUAAUAAUCAGUUAGUGUGUAAGCCUCUAAUAUCAUUUUGUUGUGUUAUGGCCAUUGGAUUAUAUGGGCUUUGAUGUUUUUUGUUUGACCAUUGAUGAGCCUCUCAUGGCCAUUGAAUUACUGUUUAGUUAUUGAAAGAUUGUGCAUUUUGUAAUGACAACAAGUUUUUGCGUUUGUGUUUUUCA
Molecule: messenger RNA, 1619 nt
Organism: Brassica oleracea var. oleracea
Lineage: Eukaryota; Viridiplantae; Streptophyta; Magnoliopsida; Brassicales; Brassicaceae
Product: F-box protein At5g03970
Exons: 2
Coding region: 159-1379 (406 amino acids)
Molecular function (GO): protein binding
Source: RefSeq, a predicted model, not a curated record